Oncorhynchus masou masou (cherry salmon) is the source of this 6334-nucleotide messenger RNA. Its product is annotated as formin-like protein 2. Gene Ontology annotation, biological process: cortical actin cytoskeleton organization; regulation of cell shape; cell migration. The record is from RefSeq and is a predicted model, not a curated record. NCBI's taxonomy places the organism in Eukaryota, Metazoa, Chordata, Actinopteri, Salmoniformes, Salmonidae. Bases 474 to 3704 code for a protein of 1076 amino acids. Gene Ontology annotation, molecular function: small GTPase binding; actin filament binding. The transcript has 27 exons. Gene Ontology annotation, cellular component: cytosol.
UGUAGAGAUGUGAUUGUGAAUGCGGCGUGUAGAGUCGACAGGACUCUACUGUAUUAGUUAGUCAUCACUGGAGAGAUUUAGCUAGCUACACAUACGGGGAUUGCUAAACCUGAAUCAUGCACAUCGUCAUUACAUCUAACUGGGAGUGGAGCAGAAAUUGUGCAAGAUAUGGAUAGGAGUUAUCUUUGGUUCUAGAGAUUGCGCGGUUGUUGCUCCGAGUCAAGUUUCCAGCAAGUCCCAUAUUCCAUAAUGCUUCACGAGGACUCGACUCAUUGGAACCAUGUGCACAUUUCCUCACGUGUGUUUCAUGUUGAAGCCGUGAGACUGGGAUGAAACGGGAAAAUUAGCAAACAACAAGCAUCGGUGCAGAUAUAUAUUUUUGGGGUGGGGGGGUCGUAGACUUUCUGUGAUUUCUGAAGUCGAGGAGGAAGGUGUGGACGGUAGUUGUGAUCCAGCUCAAAUAAAUCAGAAACAUGGGGAACGCAGGGAGUAUGGACCAACAAACUGAUUUCAGGGGACACAACAUGCCUUUGAAACUGCCCAUGCCGGAGCCAGGUGAAUUGGAGGAGAGAUUCGCAAUCGUUUUGAAUUCGAUGAACCUUCCUCCAGACAAAGCGAGACUACUGCGGCAGUAUGACAACGAGAAGAAGUGGGAGCUCAUCUGUGACCAGGAACGAUUCCAAGUGAAGAACCCACCUCACACAUACAUCCAGAAGCUGAGGGGUUAUCUGGACCCAGCGGUCACCAGGAAGAAAUUCAGACGGAGAGUGCAGGAGUCCACCCAAGUCCUGAGAGAACUGGAAAUUUCGUUGAGGACAAAUCACAUAGGGUGGGUGAGAGAAUUCCUCAACGACGAAAACAAAGGCCUGGAUGUGUUGGUGGAGUAUCUUUCUUUUGCGCAGUACGCUGUCACGUUUGAUGGCGACAGCGCGGAGAACAACCCGGAGAAGUCGGUGGACAAGCCCUGGAGCAGAUCCAUAGAGGACCUGCACGGGGGGAGUAACUUCCCGUCCCCCGUCAACGGGAACAGCAUCUCCCGCGCCGGGCGACACUCCACGCUACGUUGCAACACGUUGCCGAGCCGGAGAACUCUGAAGAACUCCCGGCUGGUCUGUAAGAAGGACGACGUUCACGUCUGCAUCAUGUGCCUGCGAGCCAUCAUGAACUACCAGUACGGCUUCAACAUGGUGAUGUCCCACCCGCAUGCUGUGAAUGAAAUUGCACUAAGUCUCAACAAUAAGAAUCCCAGAACCAAAGCUCUCGUGUUGGAGUUACUGGCCGCCGUGUGUCUCGUCAGGGGAGGACACGAAAUCAUCCUCUCUGCGUUCGACAACUUCAAGGAGGUGUGUGCUGAGACACAGAGGUUCGAGAAGCUAAUGGAACACUUCAAGGACAUGGACAACAACAUUGACUUUAUGGUGGCGUGUAUGCAGUUCAUCAACAUCGUGGUCCACUCAGUAGAGGACAUGAACUUCAGGGUUCACCUGCAGUACAACUUCACCAAGCUCUGUCUGGACGACUACCUGGAUAAGCUGAAGCACACGGAGAGUGACAAGCUGCAGGUGCAGAUCCAAGCCUACCUGGACAACGUGUUUGACGUGGGCGCCCUGCUGGAGGACGCCGAGACCAAGAACGCCGCGCUGGAGCGGGUGGAGGAGCUGGAGGAGAACAUGUCACAUAUGACGGAGAAGCUGCAGGACACGGAGAACGAGGCCAUGUCCAAGAUCGUGGAGCUGGAGAAGCAGCUGAUGACGCGCAACAAGGAGCUCGACGCCGUCCGGGAGGUGUACAAGGACGCCAACUCGCAGGUGCACACGCUGCGGCGGAUGGUGAAGGAGAAGGACGAGGCCAUCCAGAGGCAGUGCAACCUGGAGAAGAAGAUCCACGAGCUGGAGAAGCAGGGCACCAUGACGGUCCAGAAGAAGGGCGACGGGGACAUCUCCAUCCUGACCUCGCCGCCCGCCCCCGGGGGCCCGCUGGUGGCUGGAUUUGAGGGUGUACCAGGGGGCUAUAACGGGGGUGCGGUCAGCCCGAUGGGCUCGAAUGGGAUCCCGGGGAUGCCCGCGCCGCCCCCUCCUCCUCCCCCACCACCUGUGCCUGUGCCAAAUGGGCCAUUGGCUGGCCUCGCCGCUCCUCCCCCUCCCCCGCCGCCCCCGCCUCCCCCUGGCCCUAUGGCGGUGUCUGCCCCCCCGCCCCCUCCUCCACCCCCCAUGGCCCCACCGCUGCCCGGCUGUGGAUCCCCCACUGUCAUCUUCAACUCGGGGUUAGCAGCCGUGAAGAUUAAGAAGCCCAUCAAGACCAAGUUCCGUUUGCCGGUGUUCAACUGGGUGGCACUGAAGCCCAACCAAAUCAACGGCACCGUGUUCAACGAGAUCGACGACGAGAGGAUACUGGAGGACCUGAACGUGGAUGAGUUUGAGGAGAUGUUCAAGACGAAAGCCCAGGGCCCGGCCAUCGACUUGGCCGUGAGCAAGACCAAGAUCAUCCAGAAGGGUCCCAACAAGGUGGCGCUGCUGGACGCCAACCGGGCCAAGAACAUGGCCAUCACCCUGAGGAAAGUGGGCAAGGCCCCCGAGGAGAUCUGCAAGGCCAUUCAGCUGUUUGACCUGCGCACCCUGUCGGUGGACUACGUGGAGUGUCUGAUGCGUUUCCUGCCCACGGAGAACGAGGUGAAGAUCAUGCGUCAGUACGAGAAGGAGCGGAAGCCCGUGGAGGCUCUGACGGACGAGGACCGCUUCAUGAUGCACUUCAGCAAGAUCGAGCGGCUCAUGCAGAAGAUGACCAUCAUGGCCUUCAUAGGCAACUUCUGCGAGAGCGUUCAGAUGCUGACACCGCAACUUCAUGCGAUCAUCGCAGCAUCUGUGUCAAUAAAAUCCUCACAGAAACUCAAGAAAAUUCUAGAGAUUAUCUUGGCUCUCGGAAACUACAUGAACAGCAGUAAAAGGGGAGCGGUAUACGGUUUUAAACUACAAAGUUUAGAUUUGCUACUAGACACCAAGUCGACAGACCGGAAAAUGACACUGCUGCACUACAUAGCCACCGUGGUGAAGGAGAAAUACCAGCAGGUCAAUCUGUUCUACAACGAACUGCAUUACGUGGAGAAGGCCGCAGCAGUGUCGUUAGAGAACGUUCUGCUGGAUGUGAAGGAGCUCCAGCGGGGAAUGGACCUGACCAAGAGAGAGUACAGCAUGCACGGUCACAACACCAUGCUCAAAGACUUCAUCACACACAACGAGGGCAAGCUGAAAAAGCUGCAGGACGACGCCAAGAUCGCACAGGACGCCUUCGACGAGGCGGUCAAAUUCUUCGGCGAGAAUUCCAAAACGACGCCCCCGUCUGUGUUCUUCCCGGUGUUUGUGCGCUUCGUCAAGGCCUACAGGCAAGCGGAGGAGGACAACGAGCAAAAGAAGAGAGCGGAGCAGAUGAUGAUGGAGAAACGUCUGGAGCAGGAGGCCAUGAUGGACCAGGAGGACAAGAAGUCUCCGUCCCAUAAGAACACCAAGGGCAGGAGUCAGCAGCAGGAGGUGAUAGCUGAGCUGAGGAAGAAGCAGGUGAAGGAUACGGGCAGCCGCCACGUCUACGAGGGCAAGGACGGAGCCAUCGAGGACAUCAUCACCGCCCUAAAGAAGAAUAAUAUUACUAAAUUUCCCAAUGUCCACUCAAGGAUCUUCGCAAUCAGCCUUACAGGCGAGCCGACGCGGUGAGGAGGAGCGUCAGGAGACGCUUUGACGACCAGAACUUGCGGCCAGUCAACAACUCUGAAGUCGUAAUUUGACGAGGGAGAAGUGCAUGUGUUAGGGGGGGGAGUGAUGUGGAAAGUGUAGCAGUCUCUCACUCUUAAGGACUGAAGGAAAGAUGAUGGGUCUGACAGGUCAGUUAUAGGGAACCUUAGACAAGCCAAGUGCCUAAAACUUACUUGUGUUCAGUUGUUGUUUUGCCUCCUGUUUGUCUUGUGAUUAUUUUUUUAUUACUUCAAGCAAUACAACUUGAUUCUGGCUUUAAUUGUAUUUUCCUUUGAUAUGUAAAACUGGACACAGACGUCUGUAGCAGGGAUUCCUGAAAGAAGUGUAGAAUGUAACGGGUCACGGUUCCCUUAGCUGUCGAAAGGUAUUCCGCCACAGGGGAUGAAUAUGGUAUUUCAUAGCUAGUAUCUUACUACAUUCCUGGUGCUACUGCCAUCACUCUUAGAAAUUACAAUGUGCUCGAGUGGCACUUUAAAGAACGCAUUAGCUUUUCCAUUGUUACUAAAGGGCUAAUGUACUUUUUAAAGGGGACAUACACAAUAUAUAUAUACAAAAGUAUGUGGAUUUGUCUGUUUCAGCCACAUCCGUUACUGACAGGUAUAUAAAAUCAAGCACACCGCCAUGCAAUUUCCAUAGACAAACAUUGACAGUGGAAUGGCCUUACUGUAGAGCUCAGUGACAGAGGCACCGUCAUAGGAUGCCCCCUUUCCAUCGAGUCAGUUUAGGAGCAACAACAGCUUAGCCGCGAAGUGGUAGACCACGCAAGCUCGAAGAACGGAACUGCCGAGUCCUGAAGGCAAGUUAAUGUAAAUAAGAAUUUGUUCUUAACCGACUUGCCUGGUUAAAUGAAAAUUGUCUGUCCUCAGUUGCAACACUCACGACAGAGUUCCAAACUGCCUCUGGAAGCAACGUCAGCACAAUAACUUUGUCGGGAGCUUCAUGAAAUGGGUUUCCAUGGCCAAGCAGCUGCACAGAACCCUAAGAUCACCAUGCGCAAUGCCAAGUGUCGGCUGGACUGGUAUAAAGCUUGCCGUCAUUGGACUCUGGAGCAGUUGAAACGCGUUCUCUGGAGUGAUGAUUCCAUGACCUCACUAAUACUCGUGGAAAGCCUUCCCAGAAGAGUGGAGGCUGUUUUAGCAGCAAAAGGGGGACCAACUCCAUAUUAACGUACAUGAUUUUGGAAUGAGAUGUUUGACGAGCAGGUGUCCACAUACUUUUGGUUGUGUAGUGUACAUGUCUUACUUUAGUAUAUUAUAAAGCAGUGAUCCAAAACAAAUAUGUUCAAAGAAAGUACUUAAGCGAGUAUGAGGUAGACAUAUGUACACCAAUGUAUGACCACAGAGAAAUCAUAUCAAAGACAAUAUAGCUCAGAGAGGUGUGGCUUUCUCAAGAUGAGACCAGGCUAAUGUGAAUUGUAUAUAGCUAGGCCUCCAUAUUACGGUUAUGACGGUAUUAACAUCUCAUUUAUCAGUGUUAACAUGGUUAGUGGACCAAGCCGUGAAUAGAUAGAACUAUAUAUUCUCCUCAUGUAGACCUCAAGUGCCAUUCACAUGCAAUGCUGUUGGUGGGGGCCCUAGAGCCACAUCGAGCUCUGGUCCAGGUUGUUGUUUGGUCGUACGAUUGUGCGAUCACAGCCAAACUAGACCAGAGCGAGAGACACAAUUGACUCAGAGCGAAUAGGAAAGGUGCUGAAACAAACACUUCUCAGCAGAUAUACUUCCAGUGAAGUGUAGUGGCUGCAAGUAAGGCACUUUAGGCUACUUGAGGAGCUUGUCAUGAAAACUGGAUUCCAAUAUUUUUUUACUCUGAAAACUGCUAUCGGCUAAUGAAUCUCUAGGAAACUCAACUCACUAUUAUAACUUUAAUGUAUAGUAUUUAACCACUGAAAACUGUUCCCAUUCAGUAUCGCUCAUGUGACCCACUUGGACAAUGAGCGGCAGUUGUUUUUGAUAGUGUUUAAGUAUGUUAAAAACAUGUCAGAACAGACGUUUUUGAAAUGUACAGAUAUUUUGAUAAAUGUAUGCAUUCUUUUAUACUUAAUCUACUCAUUACCAUAUAAGGUUAAUAUUGUACAUAUUGUUUAAAACACCAUGUCAUAUACAAUUUCUUAUUUUAACGUAUCUUUUGGUCCAUUUUGUAUUUUUAAUUUAAGACAAACAGAUGUGGCUUCUCUUGAACAUAAUGAUCUAGUGUGUGAAACAGGAUGCCCUGGUGUCACACUUGCCCGACAGUAAAGCGUUAUGAGAUCAGUGUGUGUCGCUAAUGGCACCCUAUUCCCUAUAUAGUGCACUUCUUUUGGCCAGAGCACAAUAGGAACUGGACAAAAGUAGCACUCUAUAGGUAACCCAUUGACAUUCAGAGAAGCUUCCUGUGGUCUUGGGACUGUAAAUGUCCACAUUAUAGCAUGCGCAACAAACCACUCAUCUCUAGAUUUCCUGGAACUUAACCACUCAUCAGCGUCAUAAGACUGGAUAAUAUUGGCAUGUUAUUAACUUCAUGUUUUUUUAGGCAAUAUGUGCUUAUUACAAUACUUGUUAGAUUGAGUUCAAUGGAUAUGAUCAAAUAAACUGUCUACACUGUUUGCAUCUUUA